AUGAUUUUAAACUUCAGACAAGCGCCCCCACAAGAAAAGUUGAUUGAAGAAGAUGAAGAAAAUGAAGAAUUCAGCGAAACCAAAAAGAAUAAUCAUGUCAAAAAGAGAGAUUUAAUGAAAAGAAGAGCCAAGAAAUCAUUCAUCUGCACUCAGUGUGAAAAGAGUUUCUCAUUCAAACAUCAUCUUGUGCUUCACGUGAGAGUUCACACUGGAGAGAAACCAUACACUUGUGAUCAAUGUGGGAAGAGUUUCACACGUUCAGAAAACCUUAAGGAUCACAUGAACAUCCACACUGGAGAGAAACCUUACAAGUGUUCACACUGUGACAAGAGAUUCAGUCGGUCAGCAGACAUGAACAGACACAAGGUAGUCCACACAGGAGAGAAACUGCACACAUGUGAUAAGUGCGGGAAGAGUUUUGCACUAAAACAACACUUUACGGCACAUGUGAGAGUUCAUACUGGAGAGAAACCGUACAGGUGUUUAUACUGUAACAAGAGAUUCAGUCAGUCGGGAAACCUGAAGACACACAAGAGGAUUCACACUGAAGAGAAACCGUAUCACUGCACUGAAUGUGGGAAGAGUUUCAAUCAUUCAGUUUCUUUACACAGUCAUACAAAAACCAAUCACAGUAAGUAGAUCAUCUUCAGAUCCAGCUCUUUCAGAUCUGAUGCUGGGUACUCAACCGAUGAGACACAAUAAUGCAUCGAGCAGUGAAAUAUCAUCUGGAUCAAUUCAAAAGCAGCAGAUUCAACUGUGAGAUUCAGAUCAACUCAAAGAUGGUGUUCCUCCCCAAAGAACAAUGUCACAGAUUAAUUAUUUUUCUUCAAUGUGCUUGCUUAUGCGUUUUAUAUUAUGUUCAGUUGCCUUAUAAUGCAAGUGUUCUGUACCAGCAAAGCUUUCAACACAAUUGACCCAUCGGUAAGCCCCGCCCAAGCUGUCAGUGUGAAAACUUUGUUCCUAUAUUUUUUUUAUAAAUUCUGGACACAGAAUGGGGAGAAUGUUUUGAAACAUUUUGCUCAGUUUUGUUUGGGUUUAAAAAAUAGAAUGAAAUAAAUUCCAUUGCCUAUCCUCUCAGGAUACCUGGAAUCACUGUAACAAGUUUCCCAGGAACAUCGUUUCCCAUGUUUCCAUCUACAGAUGUCUGAGUUCUUCUCCCUGUGCAACUGAUACUCGACUGCCAUUGGCUCUUCUUCACUCGAGGGAAGGGGCUUACCUGUAGGUCAUUAUUCAAAGCUUUCUAACACGGUUUAUGCUAAAAAUAAAUAACACCUUUCAAAGUGUUACAGCCAGUAAUCUGGUUCUACAGCUGAUUCUUUGUUUUAUUAUAUUUUAUAUAAAUAACGGUCAUUGCCAAAGUCAUUAAUUUGUGUCGGUGUACUGGCACUAAAAUAAGUCAAACAAAUUAAUAAAUUCAAUCUAUGAUCCGUUUAUUUUAACUCUCCCUUAGUCAUGUCAUGGCCAAAGUUAUUUUUUCAGCACAGUAUUUAAAUUAUGAUAAAUAUGAUAGUUUGAACCAGAUACUGAAGCAGUCACAUGAUUUUCAGGCGAAUAAAGCUUUGCAUGUCAAA
Molecule: messenger RNA, 1571 nt
Organism: Carassius carassius (crucian carp)
Lineage: Eukaryota; Metazoa; Chordata; Actinopteri; Cypriniformes; Cyprinidae
Product: gastrula zinc finger protein XlCGF49.1-like
Exons: 2
Coding region: 1-639 (212 amino acids)
Biological process (GO): regulation of transcription by RNA polymerase II
Molecular function (GO): RNA polymerase II cis-regulatory region sequence-specific DNA binding; DNA-binding transcription factor activity, RNA polymerase II-specific
Source: RefSeq, a predicted model, not a curated record